Aethalodelphis obliquidens (Pacific white-sided dolphin) is the source of this 4136-nucleotide messenger RNA. RefSeq names its product lysophospholipase like 1 (gene LYPLAL1). The record is from RefSeq and is a predicted model, not a curated record. The coding region runs from base 5 to 703 and encodes 232 amino acids. Lineage: Eukaryota; Metazoa; Chordata; Mammalia; Artiodactyla; Delphinidae. Gene Ontology annotation, molecular function: carboxylic ester hydrolase activity; palmitoyl-(protein) hydrolase activity. Gene Ontology annotation, cellular component: cytoplasm. The transcript has 5 exons. Gene Ontology annotation, biological process: protein depalmitoylation.
AGUCAUGGCGGCUGCGUCGGGUUCAGUUCACCUACAACGCUGCGUGGUGUCGCCGGCUGGGAGGCACAGCGCCUCUCUGAUCUUCCUGCAUGGCUCAGGUGAUUCUGGACAAGGAUUGAGAACGUGGAUCGAGCAAGUUUUAAAUCAAGAUUUCACAUUCCAACAUGUAAAAGUUAUUUAUCCAACAGCUCCUCCCAGGCCAUAUACUCCUUUGAAAGGAGGAUUCUCCAAUGUAUGGUUUGACAGAUUUCAAAUAUCUAAUGACUGCCCAGAACACCUUGAAUCAAUUGAUGUAAUGUGUCAGGUGCUUACAGAUUUGAUUGAUGGUGAAGUAAAAAGUGGUAUCAAGAAGAACAGGAUAUUAGUAGGAGGAUUUUCUAUGGGAGGGUGCAUGGCAAUGCAUUUAGCAUACAGAAAUCAUCAGGAUGUGGCAGGAGUAUUUGCUCUUUCUAGUUUUCUGAAUAAGACAUCUGCUGUUUACCAGGCUCUUCAGAAAAGUGAUGGUGUCCUCCCUGAAUUAUUUCAGUGUCAUGGUACCGCAGAUGAGUUAGUUCUUCAUUCUUGGGGUGAAGAGACAAACUCAGUGUUAAAAUCUCUAGGCGUGAGGACAAAGUUUCAUAGUUUCCCAGGUGUUUACCAUGAGUUAAGCAAAGCUGAGCUAGAAAAACUGAAGUCAUGGAUUCUUACAAAGCUGCCAGACUGAAUGAGUCAAGAUUGAUUUGUUAAUAUAUAAGCAAUGUCUUUAUGAAAAGUGAUUUUUACUGCCAAAUUCUAAUUUGAUAAACAAUAAUUAAAAUAUUAAAAAAUAUCAGCAGUUUACUGACUUAUUAGUUAUUGAAAUGCUUAGCACCAUAGAGAGUAGUAUAAUCUUAUUAAUGGUUAACGUUAAUUUAGGCAAACAUCUGUGUAUUAUUUGGCAGAUACAUUUUUAUAAAUAUUUGAAGGCCUUGUAAGUAAGUAAAUAUUGAAAUAUUAGAAAGUAAUUAAACUAGCUUAAAUAAAGGCAAUGAGAAACCAGGAAAAGUUUUAACAUGAUAUUAUUUUAUCUUUGUUGUCACUUUCUUUAAAUUGCCUUUCCGGAGAUAUUCAUGCUCGUGUAGUUUUUGACAGAAUAACAUUAGUACCCCACAUUUAUAGAGUAGUUUCCCGUUACCUCACCUGACCAUCACAAGAGCUUGAUGAAGUAGACUGAGUAGUUAUUACUGGUAUUUUAUAAUAGGGAUAGAAGGAUUGAAAACUUUCCCAAAGCCUCAAGAGUAAAAACUGGAAUCCAGACCUUCUGGUCCCAGUGGAGCUCCCUUUCUCUGAGACCAGAUUGCUGCUCUGCUCCAGUCCUAGGGUUCCAGUUGCUCUUCAGAUCCUUGUCAGCACUCAGUAUGGCCAGUCUUUUCAGUUUUAUCCAUUCUGGUGGGUAUACAGUGGUAACACUUUGUGGGUUUAAUCUGCAUUUUCCUAACCUAAUGGUGUUAAGCAAUUUCUGUAUGCUUAUUUGUGAUCUGUAUAAAUUCUGAUGAUAUCUCUAUUCAGAUCUUCUGCCCAUUUUUUAUUAGGGCAUUGUAACAGCUUGCAUUGUAAAAGCUGUUUAUAUAUGCUGGAUAGAAAUUCUUUGUUAGCCAGAUGUUUUACCUUUUUUUUUUUUCUUAGUCUGUGGCUUGCCUUAUUUUCUUUACAGUGUAAUUCAAAAGAGCAGAAGUUUUUAAUUUGAUGACGUCCAGUUUAUUCGUUUUUUUUUCAUUUAUACUUUGUGCUUUUGAUGUCAUAUUUAAGCAAUCUUAAGAAAUCCUAGGUCACUAAGAUUUUCUCUUAUAUUUUCUUCAACUAAUACACUCCUUUAGUGCUAUAAAUCUUCCCGCAAGUAUUAUAUUAGUAACAUCCCACGAUCUUUUAUAUUUUGUGUUUUCAUUUUCAUUCAGGUCAAAUCUUUCUAAAUUCCCUUUUGAUUUCUUCUUUAACCCUUGGGUUACUUAAAAUUGUGUUAUUUUGUUUCAGUAUAUUGGGAAUUUUCUAGAGAUCUUUGCUAUUGAUGUCUAAGUUAAUUCCAUUGUGGGUCAAGAGAGCAUACUUUGUAUGGCUUGAAACCUUUUAAAUUUAUUGUGACUUGUUUUAUAGCCCAGAAGAUGGUCUAUCUUGGUAAAUGUUUUGUGUGCACUUUAGAAAAAUAUAUAUGAUGCUAGUGUUGGGUGGAGUGUUCUCUACAUAUCAGUCAGAUCAAGUUGGUUGAUAUCCUUGUUUAAAUCUACUAUAUCCUUGCUGAUUUUCUGCCUGCUUGUUUUAUAAAUUAUUGAGAGGGGAAUAUUGAAAGUUCCAAGUAUAACUGAAUUUGUUUCACUUUGCCAUUCCCUCAGUUUUCGCUUCAUGUACUAUGAGGCUCCAUUAUUAGAUGCGUAAACAUGUAGGACUAUUAUGUUCCCCUGAUGAACUGGCCUCUUCUUCUUUAUGAAAUGAUCAUCUCUAUCCGUGAUAGAUUUUUUUGCUCUGAAAUACUCAUUGUGUGAUAUUGAUAUAGUCCUUCCAGCUCCCUUUAGCCUAGCAUCUUUUUCCAUACUUCUCUUUUAACCUAUUUGUGUCUUUAUCUGUAAAGAGCAAUUCCAUCAGGCAGAACACAGUUAGGCCUUCCUUUUCUAUCCAGUAUGGUCAUCCCUGCUUUUUAAUUGAUUAUUUAGAACAUUUUAAUGUGAUUGUUGGCAUGUUUGGAUUUCAAGCUACCAUCUUAGCUGUUUAUUUUCUCUAUAUUCCAUCUCUUCUUCUUUGCUCCCUUAUUCCUCUCUUUCUACUCCCCCUUUUUUCCUUGGAUUAUGUGUUCUUUUGCUGGCUUCUUAGUUAUGAUACUUUGUACUUUUAUUUUAAUGAUUACUUUAGGGUUUAUAGCAUAUAAUUUUUAUAAACUUUUUUAAAUUUUGAAAUAAUUACAAGCUCACAGGAAGUGUUAAAGAUAGUACAGAGGAGUCCCAUGUACCCUGCGCCCAAUGGUUACAUCUUAACGUAACUAUAGUAUAAUGUCAAAACCAGGAAACUGACAUUGGUACAAUGUGUGUGUAUAGUUAUAUGCCAUUUUUUCACAUGGCUGCAUGGAUUCAUGUAUCCACCACUACAAUCGAUAUGCAGAGCUGUUCCAUCACCACAAAGAUGCCCAUUGUGCUGCCUAUAGUCAUAUCAGUCCCUUCCUCUGUCACCAUCUAACCCAUAACAACCACUGAUUUGUACUCCAUCUCUAUAACUGGACAUUGUGAGAAUGUUAUAGAAGUAGAACUAUACAGUAUGUGACAUUUUGAGAUUGACUUUUUUCACUCCAUCCAAAUUGUUGCAACCAUCAAUAGUUUACUUCUUUUUAUUGCUGAGUAGUAUGCCAUGACGUGAAUGUAUUCAGUAUUAUAGUUUGUUAAACUGUUCUCCAAUUAAAACACAGUUUUUUUUGGCUAUUACGAAUAAAGCUGCCUUGAACACUCUUGUAUAGAUUUUUGUCUAGCUGUAAUUUUUUUUCUCUCUGGGAUAAAUACCCAAGAGAGUGAUUCCUGGGUUGUAUAAUAAGUGUAUGUUUAAGAAACUACCAGACUUUUCCAGAGUAGCUGUGCCAUCUUAUAUUCCUACCAGCAAGGCAGGAGAGAGAAAUAUUCUCUGCAUCCUCAUCAGCAUUUUGUAGUUUCACUAUUUUUUUUUAUUUUAGCUGUUCUAAUAGGUAUAUAAUGAAAUCUCAUUGUGGUCAAAAUGUGCAUUCCCUAAUGGCUAGUGAUUUUGAGCCUAUUUUCAUAAGCUUAUUUGCCAUCUCUAUAUCCUAUUUGGUAGAUGUUUCUUCAUGUCUUUUGCCCAUGAUCAAAUUGGAUUUUCUUUUUUGUUUGCGUUAACUGUUGAGUUUUGAAAGUUUCUUUUAAUAUCUUCUAGAUGUGAGUCUUUUGUUAGUUAUAUAGUUUUCAAAUACUUUUUCACUGUCUGUAGCUUGUCUUUGCAACUUCUUAGGUCCUUUUAUGCAAAAGUUCUAAAUUUUAAUGAAGUCCAGUUUACUGACUUUUUCUUUCAUGGAUUAUGCUUUUGGUGUUAGUGAGCUAUUGUGAGUUAAUUUGUAUAAGGUGUGAGAUUUAGGUUGACAUUCAUUUUAUGUUUUUGCCUAUAGAUACCAAGUUGCCCAGCACUGUUUGGUG